AUGGCGACGCGGGCGCGUCGACGUCGUCGGCGGCGUUUGCGCGCGCGUGGGAACGCGCGAGCGAUGACGGCGGACGUGGGCGCGACGCCGCGGACGUAUGAACGCAUGACGCGGUUCGCGUGCGAGGGGGCGACGACGGGGACGUUGGGUGGGUGGUUGACGGCGCGCGGGGUGGACGCGAGUCGAUUCGAUCGCGCGCGCGGGACGAAGAAUUUGGAGGAUCUGUUGAUCGAGGUGCGGAGUGGGGAGAGCGUGUUGAUCGGGAGCGAUGUGAACGAGACCGGGGGGGUGGGGGCGGAUGGGAUGGGGACGUGCGUGCGUUUCGUGUCCGUGCUCACGCUUCGAGUGCGGCGACCGGGAUCGAGCGCCGACGUCUGCCUUAUCGAAAAGGAACAAACGUUCGGGAAGAGUGAGCUCGGCGGCGUAUUAUUACAAAAAUACUGUAUCAAAUCAAAUAUAUCGGGUUUAUGA
Messenger RNA from Ostreococcus tauri, 471 nucleotides. Its product is annotated as unnamed product. The record is from RefSeq and is a predicted model, not a curated record. The transcript has a single exon. Lineage: Eukaryota; Viridiplantae; Chlorophyta; Mamiellophyceae; Mamiellales; Bathycoccaceae. The coding region runs from base 1 to 471 and encodes 156 amino acids.